AUGGAUGAAGCAAUAGAUAUAUUAUUAUGUUUCUUAUGGUUAGCCUCAGGCAUCACCAAUCUCUAUCCUACUCUUGCGGAUAGUAAAGUAAAUCCAUUCUCUUGUGAUCAAUAUCAAGGUGAAUUUCAAAGCUGGUGUGAAUAUUCUCAUAUUUCUAGAUAUUCAGGUUGGUCCUUGGCCAUUUUACAUUUCCUUAUGGCAGUUAUUACUCCUUUAAUGUUAGAAAAAAGUGGAAAUUUCGAUGAUCAU
Molecule: messenger RNA, 249 nt
Organism: Diversispora eburnea
Lineage: Eukaryota; Fungi; Glomeromycota; Glomeromycetes; Diversisporales; Diversisporaceae
Source: the annotation of a GenBank genome assembly